Molecule: messenger RNA, 3223 nt
Organism: Cyclopterus lumpus (lumpfish)
Lineage: Eukaryota; Metazoa; Chordata; Actinopteri; Perciformes; Cyclopteridae
Product: leucine-rich repeat and fibronectin type-III domain-containing protein 4
Exons: 7
Coding region: 101-3223 (1040 amino acids)
Molecular function (GO): protein binding
Source: RefSeq, a predicted model, not a curated record
ACCCACACAAAAACACAAAAACCUGGAUAACAUGUGGAGCUGAUUCGGAUUACAGAGCCGCACAGACGGAAAAGGUCUGUGGAUCGCCAGGCAUUCUACCAUGCCUGUCCCCCCAUUCUUCAAUCCCCGCAGACAAAAACACCUGCCCCACACGCACCUCCACCCCGAACAGAGGGCAGAACGGUCCACCUCCCCGUCCCUCUUCCCUCCAUCCAUCCUCUCUCUCUCUCUCCUCCCCCCUCACCUCGUCUCAUCGUUGCCCUCCUCAUCCCACCUCGUCCACUGCGCAUGCCCCGGCGCUACGAAAAGAAGAAUUCCCGACCCCGUCCCCUUCCCGGCGUUCCACUGGCUGACUCUGGUCACAUGCUGCCUGCUGCCUUCUCUGAUUGGAGCUGGGGAGACGUGGGGCAUGGUCUCGGCCUGCCCCAUCCACUGCGUGUGUCGAAACCUCUCCGAGGCCCUCAGCACGCUCUGCGCCGACAAGGGCCUCCUGUUUGUCCCCCAGAACGUUGACCGGCGCACCGUGGAGCUGCGGCUGGCCGACAACUUCAUCACGGAAGUGGGCGGGAUCGACUUUGUCAACAUGAGCGGACUGGUUGAUCUGACUCUGUCGAGGAACACCAUCCACCUGAUCCGACCGAUGACCUUUGGCGACCUGGAGAGUUUGCGAUCGCUGCAUCUGGAUGGUAAUCGCUUGACAAUACUUGGACCCAGGGACCUCACAGGUUUGGUCAAUCUGCAACACCUGAUCAUCAACAACAACCAGCUGGUCAAAGUCUCUGUCCAGGCGUUUGACGACUUCCUGCUCACACUGGAAGACCUCGACAUGUCCUACAACAACCUCAGGAGGGUACCGUGGGAGUCCAUUCAGAACAUGGCCAGUCUGCACACUCUCAACCUGGACCAUAACCUGAUCGACCACAUCGCGGAAGGAGUCUUCGGAGAGCUGUACAAGCUCGCGAGGCUGGAUAUGACCUCCAACAGGCUGCGAACUCUGCCUCCUGAUCCACUGUUUGCAAGGUCCCAGACAGGUGCUAUAAGUCCCACCCCAUACAACACUAUCAUAAGCCUAAACUUCGGUGGGAACCCGCUGCACUGCAAUUGUGAACUGCUAUGGUUACGGCGGCUCAUCCGUGGGGACGACAUGGAGACGUGUGCCACUCCUCCUCACUUGGCUGCAAGAUAUUUCUGGUCGAUUCCCGAGGAGGAGUUCACCUGUGAACCACCUCUCAUCACACGUCACACUCACAAGCUGUGGGUGCUGGAGGGCCAGCGGGCCACGCUAAAAUGCCGUGCCAUUGGCGACCCAGAGCCAGUCAUCCACUGGGUUUCACCAGAUGACCGCAUCGUUGCGAAUUCCUCCCGGACCAGCUCCUUCAGCAACGGGACCUUGGAUAUCUUGGUAACCGUGGCCCGGGACGACGGGGCGUACACGUGUAUUGCAAUAAACGCCGCGGGUGAAGCGACGGCCACCGUGGACCUGAAAAUAAUCCCCCUGCCUCACCGGGGCGGAGGAGGCGGAAACACGGGGAAUAACAACGUGAACACCAAACACAACAGGAACGUGACCAAUGGGAUUUUACGGAGCGAUCCGGGCUCCUCGGAUAUCAGCACGGGGAAAAGCGGAGGGAUUAACGGCGCAGGACGUGGAGGAGAGGCGGAGGAUGGGAGAAGAGCAGUUGAGGACAAUGAGGGCGACAGUGGCAGGGCCUCCGAAGGGGAGAGGGCCGACGGAGGGAGCAUGGAGGACGACGAGGGGGACGAGGAGGAACCGAGGAUGGUUGGAGUACAAGGCGUUACGUCAACCUCAGCUCAGGUCCGGUGGGAUUUGGGGCAUUUGUCUACAGCUUACGUCGUCUGGAUGUAUCAGAUACAGUACAACUGCACCGCCGACGACACCCUCAUCUACAGAAUUCUACCAUCGACCAGCGACCGCUUCCUGUUGAAGAACUUGGUUGCCGGCGUGGACUAUAACCUGUGUGUGCUGGCCAUUUUUGAUGACACCAUCACCUCGUUGGCGGCGACUAAAGUCCUGGGCUGCGCCACGUUCUCCACCAAGGAUUUCUACCCAGCUUGCCGCUCUCUCCAAGCCCAUUUCCUGGGCGGGACCCUCACCAUAUUGGUUGGCGGUGUUGUGGUCGUCACCCUACUCGUGUUCACCGUGGCGCUCAUGGUUCGCCACCGUGUUUGCAAUCACGGCGACCACAUGAUAUGUCACAACGGCAACACUGAGGCGGGAGGUGGGGCCUGCUGUCAGAGUGGAGGUGGAGGGGGCGGGGACAAAGGGGGAAACGGCAGCGGGUGCUACCAAUCAAAUGGUGCUGGGGACAUGAUGAUGGUGGUCCUGCCCAAUGGCCUGCCAUCCAAGAGAGGAGGGGAGAAGGAGAUGGACAAAGACAAGGAUAUGGAGAAGGAUGACGCUGAUCCUUUGCCUCCCAAACUCCCUCCAAAGCCCAGGCCCAAGCCCAAAGUCAACCUGGAGCAGUUUCUUUCAGCUGGGGGGGUUGUUUCCACAACAACAGGGACAGGAUGUGAGAUGGCAUUAGUUGUGAGGCAAAGAAAGUUGGAGAAGACGUUGCCAUACACCCUUGAAAGUGACAGAAUUCCCCUCUACUACACCCCUUCAUCCACCCUUCCCCGCCAGUCACACUCCAGAGACCGCCCGAGACCCCGUCUGGAGCGAGAACUGACCAACCGCGCCAGUUUCUCUCUGGCAGCACCCCUGGGUGACCCAGAGCUGCUGGACUGGAGAAUCACUUCCCGAGGCAGGGACAAAUGGAACUCCUCACAGGCUUAUCAGAGACCUCUAUCCCCUCCAAGCCCCGCUAGCGGGACCGUUAGCAAACGGCGCCACUCGCUGGAUAUGGGCUCCUCUGUCGCCCUAGCGACGGAUGCAGCCGCCACUGUUGCCAAGCGCUACGGCGCCGUCAAUUAUGCCAAGCGGCUGAGCGUGAUCUGGACGAGGCGGAGCCAGUCUCUCCACGGCAUGCUGGUGCACUGCGCCUCGACGACGAGCACGACGUCUUCGACGACCAGCGAUGAGGAAAGCGCCUUUGGGGCACGCUGCGAGUUCCAACGGGGAUACAUCCACGCCUACAACACCACCAACUCAAACUCAAACACUGGGAUCACUACUGGGAGAGCGAGCAGUGUCAAAGACAAGGGGAGGCAAACGGGAAAGGACGGAAGGAGCGCUGAGGAACUGGAGGAAAGUGUUGUGUAG